Pseudo-nitzschia multistriata is the source of this 819-nucleotide messenger RNA. Lineage: Eukaryota; Bacillariophyta; Bacillariophyceae; Bacillariales; Bacillariaceae. The record is from the annotation of a GenBank genome assembly.
CCAAACAAUAGAAGCAACAAGCAACAACUAAUUUAUACGAGCAACAGAACGAAACGAACCCAACACAAUGGUCGAAUUCACAACCCUCCUCCAGAAUACGUUCCGGAAAUUCCAGCUCCGGGGAGAAAUCGCUCUCCUCGACCGCGAAUCAACCAACCGCCAAAGGGCCUUCGGGGUCGAGCUCUACGACCUCAUCGAGACGCAGCGCGUGGCAAUCCAAAAGCAAGCCGAGGAGGAAGCCAAAGAAAGCAACAGCGAUCCAGAGAAACUCGCCGAUGACCUUUCGAAAGUCCUCCGCAUCUUCCAGAACGUAGAAAACGCGAUCCGUCAACCGCUCGAGGCCUGCCGAGACGAAAUCGAAUCCAUGGAGGCAAGCGCCCCCAUGCCCUUUCCACCGGUACUAAUUCAGAGGCGAAAGGAAGAAUUUGGAGUCGAGGUCUGGCCAAUUGUGAGCCAGCCGCAGUGGCUCCACGAUUGCCUCCAGCAGGACCUCGAAGGAGCAAUGGCCGAAAAGAGCAGGAGCCAGAACGCUGACGGUAACACCACCGAAAGCGCAACCGACGCCAAGAAAGAACUAGGCGACCUCGUCAACAUUGCCGUUCGGGGCGUUGUCAAGGGGACCAAGACAACGAUUGCCAAGGCAAUCGGGAGACUCUCUCCCGAGGAGCGCGAGGUUGAGGCCUGCGUCGACCGGGCCAAGAAAGACAUGGCGCUGUUGGAAACCGAAAAAGCUCAGAAGUUCACCGAGAUCGAAGACCUGGUCGAGGGGGGGAGCACACUGGAAUGCUGCUGACGAAACUCAUCUUACUAAAUAUAUAU